AUGACGGCUCCUCCUGCAUCAACAAACGGCGUGGCCAAUGGCCACCACAAUGGCACCUUCCACAGCGACUCUGAACCGGAUAGCGUAAGCACCGAUACCGGUAGCGACGAUGCAGCUAGCUUGGACAGCGCACAAAGCGCCGAGGGCAGCACCACGAACGGCACGGCAACGACAAACGGCAAUGGAACGCACAGGGCCAGCAGACCGCGGAGGAAAAUGAAGCGCAAGCAAUCAAGUCCGAUGAUGCCGGCUUUCAUGGUCUCGGCGCCGGGCAAGGUUAUUGUGUUUGGUGAACAUGCAGUCGUACACGGCAAGGCCGCGAUAGCUGCCGCCAUCUCGCUGCGAUCGUACCUCCUCGUCACAACGUUGUCCAAGUCGAAGAGGACAGUAACGCUCAAGUUCCCAGAUAUCGACUUUGACCACAGCUGGAAUAUCGACGAGCUGCCAUGGUCCGUCUUUCAACAACCAUCGAAAAAGAAGUACUACUACUCGCUGGUGACGGAGCUCGACCUUGAGCUUGUGGCUGCCCUCCAGCCCUUCCUGGCCACUGUCUCGCCGGAUCAGCCGGCCAACAUCCGCAAGGUACACCAGAACUCGGCCGGUUCGUUCCUUUACAUGUUCCUAUCGUUGGGCUCUCAGUCGUUCCCCGGCUGCCAAUACACACUGCGCUCGACGAUCCCACUGGGUGCAGGCUUGGGCAGCAGCGCUACGAUCGCCGUGUGCAUGUCAGCCGCGCUCCUGUUGCAGCUGCGCACGCUGUCGGGCCCGCAUCCGGAUCAGCCGGCAGACGAGGCGCGUACCCAGAUCGAACGCAUCAACCGCUGGGCUUAUGUCUACGAGAUGUUCAUCCACGGCAACCCGUCCGGUGUCGACAACACGGUGUCGACGCAAGGGAAAGCCGUCAUGUUCCAGCGUACAGACUACGAUAAGCCACCAUCGGUGCGCCCACUGUGGGAUUUCCCUGAGCUACCGCUGCUGUUGGUCGACACGCGCGUGCCCAAAUCGACCGCGCACGAGGUGGCCAAGGUCGCAAGGCUUAGGAAUACUCACCCAAAACUUGUCGGUAGCAUUCUCGAUUCCAUCGACAAGGUUAGCGAAUCGUCAGCCGCGGUGCUGGGCGAGGACGACUUUGACACCACCAGCGAGGCAGACCUCGCCCGUGUUGGCGAGCUGAUGACUAUCAACCACGGCCUGCUAGUCUCGCUGGGCGUGUCGCAUCCUCGCCUAGAGCGAGUGCGGGAACUGGUCGACCACCAAGGGAUCGGCUGGACCAAGCUGACGGGCGCGGGUGGCGGUGGCUGCUGCAUCACGCUACUGAAGCCAGAUGUUGACCGGGCCAAGUUGCAAAAGCUGGAGGGACAGCUGGAUGAGGAAGGGUUCCAGAAGUUUGAAACAACGCUGGGUGGAGACGGUGUGGGUGUGCUGUGGCCAGCAGUGCUGAAGAACGGCAUGGACGAGGACGACGAGGGCGGGAUGGAGAUUGAUUUGGAGAAGUUCCUCAGCGCCGAGGGCAAUGAGGGUGUGGAGAGGUUGGUGGGUGUGCAUGGGGGAGGGGGUGAGAGAGAAGGUUGGAAUUUCUGGAGGGUUGAGAGUUAG
Messenger RNA from Dichotomopilus funicola, 1596 nucleotides. Its product is annotated as ribosomal protein S5 domain 2-type protein. Lineage: Eukaryota; Fungi; Ascomycota; Sordariomycetes; Sordariales; Chaetomiaceae. The record is from RefSeq and is a predicted model, not a curated record. The transcript has 2 exons. The coding region runs from base 1 to 1596 and encodes 531 amino acids. Gene Ontology annotation, molecular function: mevalonate kinase activity; ATP binding. Gene Ontology annotation, cellular component: cytosol; cytoplasm. Gene Ontology annotation, biological process: ergosterol biosynthetic process; isoprenoid biosynthetic process; isopentenyl diphosphate biosynthetic process, mevalonate pathway.